AUGAUAAAAGCAAAACAAAAAAUUACCUUUCCUAAGAUACUUGAUGUAAGAAAUUUUUGUUAUUUUUAUGAUAAAGCUAAUGAUUACAAUAAUUCAUUGGUUAGUUUAUCAACAAUGUCAAAAAAUUGUGUAUCUAAUAAUAUACAUAAUAAUAAAUCAGGUAUUUUAAAUAACAUACCAUUGAAAGAAAACUCAAAUGCAUCUUCUUAUGAAAUGAAUAUUAAUUCAUCAUCAAAUAUUUUAAAUAACAAAUUGCCUGUUGCUGAAGAUUUAAAGAAUGGGUAUAUUAUUUCAAAAAUAAUUGAAAAUCAUUCUAGUAUUAAUGAGUACAAAUAUAAGCUUAGAGCUGUUUGUCAACAUAUUGGAGAUCAUUCUUCAGGUCAUUUUGUAACACUAAGAAAAGAGUUAGUUUUUGACAGUGAAAAGAAGAUUAAAAGUAACAAGAUAGAAGAUUGUAGUGAAAUUAAUAAUUUAAAUCAAUUAACUUCAAACUGUAAAUUUGAGGAGUCGAAAGGUGAUUUAAAUAAAUGGUAUAGGGUUUCUGAUAAUAGUGUUUCACAAAUUGAUGAAAAAUUUUUAGAUAACUGUCAGCCAUACUUGCUUAUUUAUGAUAAAAUAUAA
Strongyloides ratti is the source of this 621-nucleotide messenger RNA. RefSeq names its product Peptidase C19, ubiquitin carboxyl-terminal hydrolase domain-containing protein. Gene Ontology annotation, cellular component: nucleus; cytosol. Gene Ontology annotation, biological process: protein deubiquitination. The transcript is spliced from 2 exons. The record is from RefSeq and is a predicted model, not a curated record. Lineage: Eukaryota; Metazoa; Nematoda; Chromadorea; Rhabditida; Strongyloididae. The coding region runs from base 1 to 621 and encodes 206 amino acids. Gene Ontology annotation, molecular function: cysteine-type endopeptidase activity; cysteine-type deubiquitinase activity.